AUGUCAUUCCUUGGACUCGGAGGCCAGAACCCUAACGGACCUAGCAACCCCCAGAAGCUGCUCGCCGCUGAGGCCGAGCUCGACAUGGUCACCGACAUGUUCAACCGUCUGGUUGAGUCUUGCCACGAGAAGUGCAUCAAGGCCGACUACUCUUCCGGCGACCUCAACGCCAACGAGGGUCUGUGUCUCGACCGAUGUGUCGCCAAGUACUUUGACGUCAACACCAAGGUCGGAGAGGUGAGUAUGAGAGGAGCGGAUGGCAAUUAUGGAUUGGAAGACACUGCUAACACAGUACAUGCAGAAGCUUGGAAGCAGCGGAUCCUUCAUGGGCCGACCCUAAAUGUGAAAUAUGUACAUAGAAUAAAAGUCCAUGAGAUUGUACGUCUGACGAUGGUUUAUUUGGCCCCCUGGCACUUCAAUUGA
Yarrowia lipolytica CLIB122 is the source of this 423-nucleotide messenger RNA. NCBI's taxonomy places the organism in Eukaryota, Fungi, Ascomycota, Dipodascomycetes, Dipodascales. The record is from RefSeq and is a predicted model, not a curated record.